AUGUCGUCUCACAUGUCGGGAGAAGGCUCACACAGCUCCCAAAACUCGCCUGUAUCCCCAAAGAAAAAGGCCAAAACCAGCGUCAAAGAUCCACACUGGGCCGAUAUUACCGAUCCUGAGCAGCGUCGACGCAUUCAAAAUCGCAUUGCGCAACGCAAAUUUCGAGAAAAGGCGAGAGAAAACAGAGAGAUUAAAGAGCGCCAGAUGCGAGAUUUAGAGCACGCCGGCAACAGCUAUCGCAUUCCCACCGCGACCGACAUCAUGGGCGACGGCACCGUGUCCGGUCUGCCAUGGGGCAGCGUCAGCCUGGGCCACGUCGUGUCGCGAGGCCACGAGGCCGAGAGCAAGCGCAGCAGCAGCGGGCGCAAUACCUACAACGGCGAUGCCAGCAGCAACAGGUCCAGCAACAAGUCCAGCAACAACAACAUCAACAACUACACCCUCGCAUCGUAUGGCCAGGUAGCCGCCCAGCCCGUCAGUUACGGUGUCGCCGCCGCCGCCGCCUCCGAGGGUCAAGUAAUGGAGGAUUCGCCAUAUUUUUACGGCAUUGGUCCGCCUCUGAUGCCGGCAUUUUUCACGCAAUCUUAA
This is a messenger RNA of Beauveria bassiana ARSEF 2860, 588 nucleotides long. RefSeq lists its product as uncharacterized. Gene Ontology annotation, biological process: regulation of DNA-templated transcription. Lineage: Eukaryota; Fungi; Ascomycota; Sordariomycetes; Hypocreales; Cordycipitaceae. Gene Ontology annotation, molecular function: DNA-binding transcription factor activity. The record is from RefSeq and is a predicted model, not a curated record. The coding region runs from base 1 to 588 and encodes 195 amino acids. The transcript is spliced from 2 exons.